AGCGGACGCCAGGCUUCGGAGGCACAGUCCCCGGAGGAGCGGAGCGAGGACCAUGCCAUCAGCGGCUCAGGGGUAGACCUCGGCCCAGGAGCACCCCACCCGCCGCGGCCUCCCGCCACCGGGCCGUCCUGCUGGGAAGCACGGGCGAGGGCAAGGGAACACGCGAUGCUGUCACACAGUGCCACGGGGAGGCAGAGGAGGCAGCAGGCCUCGGCCAUCAUGCAGGAGGUCCACGGACACGGUGCCCACGGCAUGGACCUGGGCCGGAAGGUGAGCGUGCCGCGGGACAUCAUGCUGGAGGAGCUGACCCACCUGGCCAACCGCGGCGCCCGGCUCUUCCGGAUGCGCCAGCGCCGCUCCGACAAGUACACCUUCGAGAACCUCCAGUACGAGUCGCGAGCGCAGAUGCACCACAACCUGGCCAUGCAGAAUGGGAAGCUGGACGGAAGCCUGUCAGAAGGGGGGUCACAGCAAGCCCCGUUCACUCCUCCCAACACCCCGGACCCGAGGAGCCCCCCGAAUCCAGAAAACAUUGCACCAGGCUACUCCGGGCCCCUGAAGGAGAUCCCUCCAGAGAGGUUCAACACCACGGCCGUGCCCCGGUCCUACCAGUCGCCGUGGGAGCAGGCGGUCAGCGGCCACCCGGAGCUCCUCGAGGGGCUGUACCCGAAGCUGCUCACGCCCGAGGGCCAGGCAGAGCUGCCAGACUACCGGAGCUUCAACAGAGUUGCCACCCCGUUUGGAGGUUUUGAAAAAGCAUCAAAAAUGGUGAAGUUCAAGGUCCCAGAUUUUGAGCUACUACUUCUAACAGAUUCCAGGUUCAUGGCCUUUGCCAACCCUCUUUCUGGCAGACGGUCCUUCAACAGGACUCCUAAGGGGUGGAUAUCCGAGAACAUCCCCAUAGUGAUCACCACCGAGGCCCCUGAGGGCCCCGCCGUCCCCGAGUCCGAAGACCUCUGAGCAGACAGCCACGGCCUCGGAGCCUCCGCACACUCAUGUCGCUUCUGCUAUUCCACUCGCUGGCAAAGCCACUCACACUGCAGCAGCAGCAGUAACUCGGCCGUAACUUAGCAUUGUUCCUUCCAUGGCGUUUAACCUCAGCCUCAGAGCAAAUACUAAUAAACAACUCACAAUCUUGUUUUAAAC
Molecule: messenger RNA, 1146 nt
Organism: Pipistrellus kuhlii (Kuhl's pipistrelle)
Lineage: Eukaryota; Metazoa; Chordata; Mammalia; Chiroptera; Vespertilionidae
Gene: MYOZ2
Product: myozenin 2
Exons: 6
Coding region: 166-960 (264 amino acids)
Cellular component (GO): actin cytoskeleton; Z disc
Molecular function (GO): telethonin binding; actin binding; FATZ binding
Source: RefSeq, a predicted model, not a curated record